GCGUGCUCGUUCGCGUGGAUGGGAAGUUGGGGAAGAUGGACAGGGUCUCGCUGGCGUGGAUCGCUCUCCUGUGGCUGACAGGCCUGGCGCAUGGUCUCCAGGUCACAGUGCCCGACAAGAAGAAGGUGGCCAUGCUCUUCCAGCCCACGCUGCUCCGCUGCCACUUCUCCACGUCCUCCCGCCAGCCCGCUGUCGUGCAGUGGAAGUUCAAGUCCUACUGCCAGGAUCGCAUGGGGGAGUCCUUGGGCAUGUCCUCGCCCCGGGCCCAGCCUCUCAGCAAGAGAAACCUGGAAUGGGACCCCUACUUGGACUGCCUGGACAGCAGGAGGACUGUCCGAGUGGUCGCUUCCAAACAGGGCUCGACUGUCACCCUGGGAGAUUUCUACAGGGGAAGAGAGGUCACGAUCGUCCAUGAUGCAGAUCUCCAAAUUGGAAAACUCAUGUGGGGAGACAGCGGACUCUAUUACUGUAUUAUCACCACCCCCGAUGACCUGGAGGGCAAAAAUGAGGACUCGGUGGAGCUGCUGGUGUUGGGCAGGACAGGGCUGCUUGCUGAUCUCUUGCCCAGUUUUGCUGUGGAGAUUAUGCCAGAGUGGGUGUUUGUCGGCCUGGUGAUCCUGGGAGCCUUCCUGUUCUUCGUCCUGGUGGGCAUCUGCUGGUGCCAGUGCUGCCCACACAGCUGCUGCUGCUACGUCCGCUGCCCCUGCUGCCCGGACUCCUGCUGCUGCCCUCAGGCCUUGUAUGAAGCAGGGAAAGCAGCCAAGGCCGGGUACCCUCCCUCUGUGUCCUGUGUCCCUGGCCCCUACUCCAUCCCCUCUGUCCCCCUGAGAGGCGCCCCCUCAUCGGGCAUGCUGAUGGACAAGCCGCACCCACCUCCACUCCAGAGGUCAGGAAAUAGCAGCGGUUCCCGCUCCCUUCGCAAAGGUUACCGGAUCCAAGCGGACAAGGAGCGGGACUCCAUGAAGGUCCUGUACUACGUCGAGAAGGAGCUGGCCCAGUUCGAUCCAGCCCGAAGGCUGAGAGGCCGCUAUAACAACACCAUCUCAGAACUCAGCUCCCUACACGAGGACGAUGGCAGUUUCCGCCAGUCUUACCAUCAGAUGCGAAGCAAGCAGUUCCCUGUGUCCCGGGACUUGGAGAGCAAUGCCGACUACUGGUCAGGUGUCAUGGGAGGCGGCAGCGGGGCAAGCCGGGGGCCCUCCGCCGUGGAGUAUAACAGGGAGGACCGCGACAGCUUCAGGCUCAGAAUGACUUUCCAACCAGGAUGUCCCUGGUGGUUUGAUGUUUGUUGGGGACAUCUCUCUGGACGGCGAGAAAUCUGAAGUGGACGAUGGGGACAAGACAAAUCCAGGAGCCAGUAGGCCCAGGACCUUCUCCGGCCACCACCUUGGAAGGUUUGCUGAUCUUUGCUUUGGCAAGGGAUGGGGGCAGCCUGAGCGAGGCGCAUUCCAAACCUCAGGGCCCAUCUGACUCGUGUGGGAAACAUCAUGGAAAUGUCUGCGUGUAAGAACAUCCCCACACCUGCAGCUUCUCGCCCCGUCUCCUCAGCCGAAGCAGGAUUCUUUUCCAAGUCUGACGGAGUGAGCUCGGGACUGCUAAUCUCCGGAAAGGCUCUGCCUGCAGCCUGCAUUUCUGCGCUGAGGGAAGAAUGUGUUACUGCUAUUAGGCCUUCUGCUGGCAGCGGAAGAUAGCUCCAGGCUAAAUAGACCUUUAUUCCCAUCACCUCCUAGUCACUAGUCAGUGACUGUUGUUACACUAAAGUCAGAAGCCUCUAGUGAGCUCGGUGACAGUGACCUGCUGGACAGUCACAGAAAUGGCUUCAAUUUGCUGAUCUGAAUGGCAGCUCUUGAGUGGCCGGGACAGUGCGGAAGAGAGGAUAUACCUGUGUGAGAAGCUGUCCGAGUUACGGUAUUUCUUUGUCCCUUCCGAGAACAUAAGCUGCUUUUUCUCUUUCUGCUGCGCGCAGCUGAGUCUGGACCAUGAGGGCUCUGUCUUCCCGCCCCUGACGUGCCACAGGCUGGGGCCACACGCAGCCGUCUCCCUCCCCGUUCCGAUCCGAUUAGGUUGUCAUCAGGUGCCCUUGGAUGAAUGCUUCGAGUACACACAUGAAAGAGAAGAGGGCCCCGCCGGGUGUGGCUCAGCGGUUGCGCAUC
Messenger RNA from Miniopterus natalensis, 2153 nucleotides. Lineage: Eukaryota; Metazoa; Chordata; Mammalia; Chiroptera; Miniopteridae. The record is from RefSeq and is a predicted model, not a curated record.